AUGGACAGGGUUGUCUUUAGCAUUCGGGUCAGCUCAGUGCGGAGAGCCCACUGCUCCUGUCCCGGGCCAUGCUACCUCUCCUGCAAAGUCCCUCCUACCGCCGCCCUCCUCGCACCGAGUGGGCUUGGCUGCGUGCAGGUUCCGGGGAAGGCUGCAGGUGGAGCCGUCGGACCCGGCCCCUCCGGGACCGGUAGCUUCCUCUCCGGGUCCACGUUCCAGGCCCCCCGCAGCAGCUGGAAGGAUUGCGUCGGAGCCCCGCCUGCCCCAGACGUCUUGAGAGCCAACCGUGGCGUGGGCGAGGGCUGCCCUCAGAAGCUGGUGACCGCUGGUCUGCUGCGCUUCCUCCUGCUGGUGCUCAUCCCCUGCAUCUGCGCCCUCACGGUGCUGCUGGCCAUCCUGCUGUCCUUUGUGGGAACAUUAAAAAAGGUUUAUUUUAAAUCAAAUGGCAGUGAACCUUUCGUCACUGAUGGUGAAGUUCAAGUACCUGGUGUAUUCCUUGCAACUACAGUAUAUAAUGAGAGCACAGGGGCACCCACGAUGCCCCCAAGUCAAUCCACUCCAGCCUGGACACCUAGAGUUGCUCCUUUCUCUGGGGACCAGAGUCCGAGGAAUACAAGUGCCUGCAUGAACAUUACUCACAGCCAGUGUCAGAUUCUUCCCUACCACAGCACCCUGACACCUCUUUUGCCAAUUGUCAAAACCAUGGACAUGGAGAAGUUCCUCAAGUUCUUUAUGAAUCUCCAUCGCCUCAGUUGCUAUCAACAUAUCCUGCUAUUUGGCUGCAGCCUCGCCUUCCCUGAGUGCAUCGUUGAUGGUGAUGACAGGCGUGGCCUCCUGCCCUGUAGAUCUUUCUGUGAGGCUGCAAAAGAAGGGUGUGAGUCUGUCCUGGGGAUGGUGAACUCCUCCUGGCCGGAUUCCCUGCGAUGCUCUCAGUUUAGAGACCACACCGAGAGCAACAGCAGUGUCAGCAAGAUCUGCUUCUCGCUGCAGCAGGAACACGGGAAGCAAUCGCUCUGCGGAGGGGGUGAGAGCUUCCUGUGUCCCAAUGGGAUCUGCAUCCCUAAGAAGCUGCAGUGCAACGGCUACAACGACUGCAAUGAUUGGAGUGACGAGGCUCACUGCAACUGCAGUGAAGAUCUGUUUCACUGCCACACAGGCAAAUGUCUCAACCAGAGCCUCGUGUGUGAUGGGUAUGAUGACUGUGGAGAUCUGAGCGAUGAGCAAAACUGUGAUUGCAAUCCCACAAAAGAGCACCGCUGUGGGGAUGGGCGCUGCAUUGCGGCUGAGUGGGUGUGUGACGGGGACCACGACUGUGUGGACAAGUCUGACGAGGUCAACUGCUCUUGUCACAGCCAGGGCCUGGUGGAAUGCAGGAGUGGACAGUGCAUCCCUGGCACCUUCCAGUGCGAUGGAGACGAAGACUGUCAGGACGGGAGUGACGAGGAGAACUGCAGUGACAGUCAGACGCCAUGUCCAGAAGGAGAUCAGGGGUGCCUCGACAGUUCCUGCCUCGAUUCAUGUGCUGGUAGCUCUCCGUGCGACUCAGACAGCAGCCUGAGUAACUGUAGUCAAUGUGAGCCAAUCACUCUGGAACUCUGCAUGAAUUUGCCCUACAACCAUACACAUUAUCCAAAUUACCUUGGCCACGGGACUCAAAAGGAAGCGUCUAUCAGCUGGGAGUCAUCUCUCUUCCCUGCACUUGUUCAAACCAACUGUUACAAAUACCUCAUGUUUUUUGCUUGCACCAUUUUGGUUCCAAAGUGUGAUGUGAAAACAGGCCAACGCAUCCCCCCUUGCAGACCCCUGUGUGAGCACUCCAAAGAGCGCUGUGAGUCCGUUCUUGGGAUCGUGGGCCUCCAGUGGCCUGAAGACACAGAUUGCAAUCAAUUUCCAGAGGAAAAUUCAGACAAUCAAACUUGCCUCCUGCCCAGUGAAGAUGUGGAAGAAUGUUCUCCGAGCCACUUCAAGUGUCGCUCAGGGCGGUGCGUGCUGGGUUCCAGAAGAUGUGACGGUCAGGCUGACUGUGAUGAUGACAGUGAUGAAGAGAACUGUGGUUGCAAAGAGAGAGAUCUUUGGGAAUGUCCAUCCAAUAAACAAUGUCUGAAGCAUACAUUGAUCUGUGAUGGUUUUCCAGACUGCCCUGACAGCAUGGAUGAAAAAAACUGCUCAUUUUGCCAGGAUGAUGAGCUGGAAUGUGCCAACCAUGAGUGUGUGCCACGUGACCUGUGGUGUGACGGAGGGGUCGAUUGCUCAGACAGUUCAGAUGAAUGGGACUGUGUGACCCUCUCUAAAAAUGGGAACUCCUCCUCAUUCCUGGCUGUUCACAGAUCUGCAACAGAACACCACGUGUGUGCUGACGGCUGGCAGGAGACGUUGAGUCAGCUGGCCUGCAGGCAGAUGGGUUUAGGAGAACCAUCCAUGACUGAACCGAUACAAGGACCAGAAGGCCAGCACUGGCUGAGGUUGCACUCGAGCUGGGAGGAUCUCAAUGCCACCACCUUGCAGGAGCUGCUGGAGCAUGGGCAGUCCUGUCCAAGCAGAAGUAAGAUUUCCCUUCUGUGUGCUAAGCAAGACUGUGGUCGCCGCCUUGCUGCUCGGAUGAACAAGAGGAUCCUUGGGGGUCGGACUAGUCGUCCUGGGAGGUGGCCCUGGCAAUGCUCUCUGCAGAGUGAACCCAGUGGACACAUCUGUGGCUGUGUCCUCAUUGCCAAGAAGUGGGUUCUGACAGUUGCCCACUGCUUUGAGGGGAGAGAGGAUGCUGAUAUUUGGAAAGUGGUAUUUGGCAUAAACAACCUGGACCAUCCGUCAGUCUUCAUGCAGACCCGCUUUGUGAAGAGCAUCCUGCUACAUCCCCGUUAUAGUCGGGCGGUGGUGGACUAUGACAUCAGCGUAGUGGAGCUGAGCGAUGACAUCAAUGAGACAAGCUACGUCAGACCUGUCUGCUUACCCAGCCCGGAGGAGUUUCUAGAACCGGAUACGUACUGCUACAUCACAGGCUGGGGCCACAUGGGCAACAAAAUGCCCUUUAAGCUGCAGGAGGGAGAGGUCCGCAUCAUUCCUCUGGAGCGCUGCCAGUCCUAUUUUGACAUGAAGACCAUCACCAGUCGGAUGAUAUGUGCCGGCUACGAGUCUGGCACUGUGGACUCAUGCAUGGGAGACAGUGGUGGGCCUCUGGUUUGUGAGCGACCUGGAGGACAAUGGACAUUAUUUGGCUUAACUUCCUGGGGCUCUGUCUGCUUUUCCAAAGUUCUGGGGCCUGGAGUGUACAGCAAUGUGUCUUACUUUGUUGAAUGGAUCGAAAGACAGAUAUAUAUCCAGACCUUUCUCCAAAAGGAACUCCAAGGAUGAUCAGAGACUUUGCCAGAAACCCACACAAGAAUGGCCCUCUUGACUGCGAAGAGUGUCCCACCAAGUGCUGUACGGAUGGGCUUUUCAUGGGCAGGGUGCCCAACAUGCACUGCAAGACCUCUUGUUUGCCUCAGAUCCAUUUUACUCAGCUUUUGAUUUUUUUUCAACUUUAUCAUUCAUUACGUUCAUGACUUCUUUUAAGAGCACAGACCAAAGUAGGUUUUGUUUAUUUUUCCUUAGGCUAGCCUUGAAUGUAGUGUGGAAUUAGCAACCCCAUAGAGACAACAUUUGGAGCUCUAUGGUAACAAGUUAUAGGAAGUUCCUUUUCAUACUGUCACACCAAACACACAGGGACACUGAUGGGUCUCCUCCAGGCUCGGUUCAAACACUGUGGCAUAGGGGACACAUUUCAGAACUGAUCCUGGAAACUGGCUUUCAAUUCAUAAAAAGCCAAGAUAAUGUACAUGCUUAUAUUCUUUACCAGACUCUUCUAAAUAGUUUGGGGGAAACUAUGAAAGGCAGAGAAAAGACCAACCGUAUUGAUCUAGACAGUUGAAGUUGCAACACAUACAGAAUGUAAAAUUCUCUGGCCAUCAAAAAUAACACUCAGAAGUAUAAUUCUAUCCUUUUUGCAUUCAAAUUAAGAUGGUAAUUCCAUAGAAAAUCUCCACAGGACUUUCCCCAUUACUGGGGAUUUUUAGUCUAUGUCAGUUAUAUGACGGAGAUUUCAAAAACUAGGUCAUUCUUGGCGAAAUAUAUUGUUUGCCUAUAUGAAAAUGAAUGAGAAACUUCUCCACUUUGGAGACAAGCAAUUAAAAAGAAGAAAAUCAAAGGUAUCCCACCCCCAAUUAAAUCUGAAAAUUAGUCUUCCUGUGUUCACCCAAACCAGAAAUGUCACAGAAAUCUAUUUCAAAGUGGAGCAAAAUGUUGCAUGGAGCAAAACAUUUUGCAAUUUCCCCCAAUGAUGUCUAACAUCUGGUAUUGCCAUUUUGCCUCAUUGAUAAUUAAAACAAAAAUUGAAAGAUGUUUUUAAGCACUGGGCCACUUUACGCAAAUCAAUUUCCGAAGCAAUUAGUGGUUAUAAGUAUUUUUUUCCACUAAAAAGCUUCCAAACACAAAACUUAAUACAUACCUAAUUUUAUUAGCCAGACAUCAACUAUGUAACAUCCAAAUGCCUUUUUGAACAAGUAGGAUGUACUAUUAACCUUCACCAGCAACCAGCCUGCCUCAGCAUUCCAAACAGGGACUACCUGCAGUUUUAUAUGUGUAUUGUGUAUGCUUUUUCUAUGUGUCAAUACAGUUCAAAUCCAACAAGUUGUUUCAACCCUUAUUUUUCAUGUUAUUCACCUCUUGUCCUGGAACUUGUUAGAAAGAGCACCUGUACUGGGUUCACAACGGCAUGAAGGUUUAAGACCAUUGGUCUGUUUUGUUACAAUUGUUGGCACAUAAUUAAUGAAGCAAUUUUUUUAGCCUUGAUGAACUUAUAUUCAGUAAAAUGGACAUGUUGGGGUUAUUUUCAAUAAUUAUGAAUACAAAUAAAAUGAUAAUUUUUUCUUCUUGAGGAAUAUGGAUGGAAUAUAGAUACCACCUUCCAGGAAAGUGGUUGGUUAUCUCUCUUAUAGCACAGUGGCACCCAGUUUCUUGUCAGCCAAAAUUUACAUGUUAUAUAUAUAUCUCACUCUCACAGGAACCUGAUCUUUCAGAGUAGUAACAACUUCAUCUUUAGUCUUAUGAGUUGCUAAUCGUAUUAAUUGUUCCUGGAGUACUCCAAAACAUCAGCCUUGCUAAGAGAACAUGAGUCUACAAUGCCUGCGUGCAUUUUUGCAAGUUUUCCUACUCUUUAGAAAACUUUUAUAAUAAAAUUAUACCCCAAACCA
Molecule: messenger RNA, 5225 nt
Organism: Peromyscus californicus insignis
Lineage: Eukaryota; Metazoa; Chordata; Mammalia; Rodentia; Cricetidae
Gene: Corin
Product: corin, serine peptidase
Exons: 22
Coding region: 1-3348 (1115 amino acids)
Biological process (GO): peptide hormone processing; regulation of blood pressure; acrosome reaction
Cellular component (GO): membrane
Molecular function (GO): protein binding; serine-type endopeptidase activity
Source: RefSeq, a predicted model, not a curated record